UGCAGCAGGUGGUCAUUGUGUGCAGUGGACAAGUCAUGUGAAUGGAAAUAUUACGUUUUAAUAUUUUUUUAAUGACAACGCGUGAUAAAAUAUUUUAGAACGUGUUUUGACGGCUUAAUUUUCUUACUUGAAAGGUGUGUGAUUAUAAAUCCAGGAGUGAAACUCAGAAUAGUUGCUGUGUCUUGAGAAACGUGGUUUUAUGAACCGCUUAUAUUGCAUUUUUCGCGGCGAACCAUGGCUUUCGCUAAAUUCAGCAAAAUACUUCGCCUGUCUAAUUUUGACAUAAAAAAGAAGGCAAAACAAUAUGAGCACGUUCAUCGAGACAUCAAUCCUAAUGACCAAUGGGAAAUUAUCGGAGAGUUGGGUGAUGGAGCUUUUGGAAAAGUUUACAAGGCCAAAAAUAAGGAGACUGGAGCGCUGGCUGCAGCCAAAGUCAUUGAGACGAAGACUGAGGAGGAGCUGGAGGAUUACAUGGUGGAGAUAGAUAUCCUGGCCAAGUGUGACCACCGCUACAUCGUCAAGCUGUUGGACGCCUUCUACCAUGAUGCCAAGCUCUGGAUCAUGAUCGAGUUCUGCCCCGGAGGAGCCGUAGACGCUACUAUGUUAGAGCUGGACCGGGGCCUGAUGGAACCUCAGAUCCAGGUGAUCUGCAGACAGACGCUGGAGGCCCUGGUCUACCUCCACAGCAUCAAGAUCAUCCACAGAGACUUGAAGGCCGGGAACAUCCUCCUCACCCUGGAGGGAGACAUCAAGCUAGCGGAUUUUGGGGUGUCAGCGAAAAAUACCAAAACCCUACAAAGAAGGGACUCUUUCAUAGGAACACCAUACUGGAUGGCUCCGGAGGUGGUGAUGUGUGAGACCAUGAAGGACGCUCCGUAUGACUACAAGGCUGACAUCUGGUCCCUUGGUAUCACCCUGAUCGAGCUGGCACAGAUCGAGCCCCCGCACCACGAACUCAACCCCAUGAGGGUCCUGCUGAAGAUAGCCAAGUCUGAGCCCCCUACCCUGGAGCAGCCCAACAAGUGGUCACAGGAGUUUAAGGAUUUCCUGAAAAAGUCGUUGGAUAAGAAUCCGGAGAGUCGGCCAAACGCAGCCCAACUCCUGGAGCACCCCUUUGUCUGCUCGGUGAAGACCAACAGACCCUUGCGAGAGCUGGUUGCCGAGGCGAAGGCUGAAGUCAUGGAGGAAAUCGAGGACAAUCGAGAGGAAGGAGAGGAGGACGACACCGCUGAGCUCUCAGUCCCAGUGCCUCCAGGCAAGGACCCGUCUCAAACCAGUCAGACCAGUCUACAAGGGGACAAUGCCCCAGACACACUCACCAAAACCCCCGUGGGGGCCGACGCCAAACCCCCCGUGAGACCUUCCCGCACGAGGGAUGGCCAGCUGAUCGACCGACAGCUCCCUGAUGAGGGCAUCAGCAUUGUGGACUCUGACAAGCCCGAGAGCGAGACCUCUGGCAAGGCCUUCUCCAGCUCCGACUCGGGCAUCGAGGAUGGAAAGAGCACCUCGGAUGAGAGCAAGCCUGUGGACACCCCUCUGACAGAGAACCCGGCCCUGCUGGCACAGCCAGAGAUGGUACCAAAAAUACCCCAAAGCCAGUUAGUGGUGAAGGGAGGAAGCGGCAACAUGGCCAGUGGGGAGGUGCCCGUAAUUGGGGGAAAAGGGCCCACCACCCCUACACCAGACCCCACACCUUUGAUCGGGCUGAACGGCAGCAUGAGGGGGCCUUCGAAAAGGGAGAGGGUCCCCAUAGGGGCUAACAUGGACAACCUGAUGGCCCACCACAACGCCAAUGGCAUCUCCAAGAGGUACUCUGAUGCGGGCAGCGUGUCUGCUUCUGAGAGCAUGGACAUCAGCCUCAACCUGUCAGGAGACAUGUCAGUCAACAAGGACGAUGGAUCCCUUUGCCCCAGGGUGGACUCUCGUUUCUCCAGUAAGACGUUGAAGCGCACCAGGAAGUUUGUCAUUGACGGCUUGGAGGUCAGCGUGACCACAUCCAAGAUCAUUGGCGAUGAUGAGAAGAAAGAUGAAGAGAUGAGGUUCCUCAGGCGUCAGGAGCUCCGGGAUCUGCGGCUGCUGCAGAAGGAGGAGCACCGCGCUCAAGCGUUACUGAACACAAAGCUGGACGCUCAGAAGGAGCAGAUGCAGCGACGCUUCGACCAGGAGAUGAACGCGAAGAAGAAGUACUACGACACGGAGCUGGAGAGCCUGGAGAAGCACCAGAAGCAGACCAUCGAGAAGAUGGAGACGGACCACGCCAUUAAGCUCCGGGACGAGACCAAACGCAUCCGCUCCGAACAGGACCGCGACUACAACAAGUUCCAGGAUCAGAUGAAGCGCAACAAAAAAGAGGUGAAGAAUGAGAUUGAGAAGCUCCCCAGAAAGUCACGGAAAGACAGCAUGAAACAGAGCAUGAACACCUUUACACAGAUGAAACAAACUGAGGAGCGGAACUUCCUGUCGGCCCAGAAGAACCACCUGGACACGACGCUGAAGAGGAUCAUCUCGGAGAACAAGAGGGAGAUCUCCGAGACAGAGAGGCAGUGUCUCAACAAGAAGCAGAACCUUGUCAGAGACAGGGAAGCUACUAUCUGGGACCUAGACGAGAAGAUCCUUCAUGAGAAGCACCAGUUAUUGAAACAGCAGCUAAAAGACCAGUACUUCUUCCAACGGCACCAGCUGCUCAAGAAGCAUGAGAAGGAACAAGAGCAGAUGCAGUGCUACAACCAGAGGAUGAUUGAGCUGCUGAAGGCCCGGCAGCAGCAGGAGAAGGGUCGCCUGCCCAAGAUCCAGCGCAGCGAGGGCAAGACCCGCAUGGUCAUGUUCAAGAAGAGCCUCCGCAUCAACUCCACGGGCAGCUCGUCGGAGGACCGCGAGAAGACCAAACAGUUUGCCCAGCAGGAGGAAAAGCGUCAGAAGGCUGAGCGGCUGCACCAGCAGCAGAAGCAUGACCACCAGAUGAGGGACAUGGUGGGCCAGUGUGAGGGCAACGUCAGGGAGCUCCAGCAGCUACAGAAUGAGAAGUGCCACCUGCUCAUUGAGAACGAGACUCAGAGGCUCAAGUCUCUGGAUGAGCAGCACAACCAGCAUCUCAAGGAGUGGAGGGAGCAGCUCAAGCCUAGGAAGAAGGCUCUGGAAGAGGAGCUGACUCAGAGGAAGAGGGAACAGGAGGUGUUCUUUAAGAUGAGUGAGAACUCCGAGUGCCUGAGUCCCAGCUCCCCAAACAAACUCACCAAGUUCCUCCCUUACUCUGAGUCCUCUACCACGUAGACUGGCAUCUCUCCCCCCUCCAAACAUCCUACCGCCUUAUCCCACACCAUACCCAGAAGGACCACUGUCAGCUGCCUUAGUCCUCCUGAACUUUUCAUUCAUUUUUAAGGAGUAGUUAUGUUUUAAGUCCUGUUUAUAAGAUUUUAUCAUUUUAUUAACCCAAGAUGGCAAAGCUUGGUCAUAUUUUCUUUGAGGAUUGUCUUUAACUCCACAUGUGCAUCAGGCUGCUUGAUAGAUAGGGUGUUCUUCAUCCAUGCAGCGUUACCUUUUUCAUUCAUAUUAAUAUUGCCUACAGCACCAAAUUGACUCAGAUCCCCAUUGGUUUGUCUACCCAAUAAGCAUGAGACUAACCUAUAGUUAGAAGGGUGUGGUGGGGAGAUGCAUCCCAUAUCCCAAAGAGGGUCAGCUGAGGAGCAGUAGUUUAGGUGCAAUGUGGAACAUAAGAAAAAAAGGUACUUCAGACAAUGCUGUGUUGGUGGGAGUCAAUGAACACACUUUUGUUUCACUGCAAUAUCGGUCUUCUUCCAAAGAGUUUAUCGCUUAAUGAACACACCCAAGUAUGGCGCACAUAAACUCAGCAAAAAAAGAAACGUCCUCUCACUGUCAACUGCGUUUAUUUUCCGCAAACGUCACAUGUUAAUAUUUGUAUGAACAUAAGCUUAAACAACUGAGACAUAAACUGAACAAGUUCCACAGACAGGUGACUAACAGAAAUUUAAUGUGUGGGGGGGGGUCAAAAUAAAUCAGUAACUGGUGUGUCCACCAACUGGAUUAAGUACUGCAGUGCAUCUCCUCAUGGACUGUACCAGAUUUGCCAGUUCUUGCUGUGAGAUGUUACCCCACUCUUUCACCAAGGCACCUGCAAGUUCCCG
Molecule: messenger RNA, 4142 nt
Organism: Salvelinus namaycush (lake trout)
Lineage: Eukaryota; Metazoa; Chordata; Actinopteri; Salmoniformes; Salmonidae
Product: serine/threonine-protein kinase 10-like
Exons: 19
Coding region: 235-3270 (1011 amino acids)
Biological process (GO): protein phosphorylation
Molecular function (GO): protein binding; protein serine/threonine kinase activity; ATP binding
Source: RefSeq, a predicted model, not a curated record